GCGCCGCCGCCACAACAGUAAUGAGUAAAGUGGAAACCCAGUUUUAAAAAUGGCAUAAUUUAUUUUCCAUAAAAAAGAGAAAGAGAAAUGUCGUCCUUGACUGGUAUCCCGUUUCAAAAAUGGUUGGCUGCUUCUCCAUCGAUUUCUCCGCUCAAAUCUCUCCUUUUUAAACCCACUUCUUGCAAACCUCUCUUCCAUCCCAAACCCACUCAUUUCCUCCUCCGUUUCGCCACCUCAACAGCCAUGGGUGAUGUCGGCAUGGACGCUGUGCAGAGGCGCCUCAUGUUUGAAGACGAAUGCAUAUUGGUUGAUGAGAAUGAUCAAGUGGUUGGUCAUGAAUCCAAGUACAAUUGCCAUCUGAUGGAAAAGAUCGAGGCUCUAAAUCUGUUGCACAGAGCUUUCAGUGUCUUCCUGUUUAACUCAAAAUACGAGUUAUUGCUUCAGCAACGAUCCACAACCAAGGUUACUUUCCCGUUGGUGUGGACAAACACCUGCUGCAGCCAUCCACUAUACCGUGAUUCUGAGCUUAUCGAAGAAAAUGCUCUUGGUGUGCGGAAUGCUGCUCAGAGGAAGCUGUUGGAUGAACUUGGCAUUCCUGCUGAAGAUGUCCCUGUCGACCAGUUUGUUCCUUUGGGGCGUAUGCUGUACAAAGCCCCGUCCGAUGGAAAAUGGGGAGAGCACGAACUGGAUUAUCUCCUUUUCAUUGUGCGGGAUGUGAGCGUGCACCCAAAUCCAGACGAAGUACAUGAUGUCAAAUAUGUGAACCGGGAAGAGCUGAAGGAGCUUCUGCGGAAAGCGGAUGCCGGUGAGGGGGGUUUGAAGCUGUCACCAUGGUUCAGGUUAGUGGUCGAUAACUUCUUGUUCAAGUGGUGGGAUCACGUCGAGAAAGGGACCAUAAACGAAGCGGUUGACAUGAAGACAAUUCACAAGCUCAUUGAGAAACCAACUGCGUGAUUUGGUUUCAAUUUGUGUCAUCUUAUCUUUAAAAUCGUGUGUCAAGUUUAGGUAUCUCCUUUUGUCUUUGUUUACUGUUUCUCGUGGCUUUCAAAUAAAUUUAUUACUACUUCUCAA
This is a messenger RNA of Salvia hispanica, 1071 nucleotides long. RefSeq names its product isopentenyl-diphosphate Delta-isomerase I. Gene Ontology annotation, molecular function: isopentenyl-diphosphate delta-isomerase activity. Gene Ontology annotation, cellular component: cytoplasm. NCBI's taxonomy places the organism in Eukaryota, Viridiplantae, Streptophyta, Magnoliopsida, Lamiales, Lamiaceae. The record is from RefSeq and is a predicted model, not a curated record. Gene Ontology annotation, biological process: isopentenyl diphosphate biosynthetic process; isoprenoid biosynthetic process.